UCGGGCUAGCUCUACUAAAAAAGGCUUUUCUACUCAAGGAUUUGAUGGGUGACUUCAGUUGCAGAGAAGUGCUGCUGUUUCUGCCCUGGGCAUGGAGAAACAUCUGCCAGUGAUGUCUUAAGUUUUAGCUUUCAUGUUGUUCAGAUUCUGUGCUGCCUAGGGCUAUAGUUCUGAGCCUCAUAUUAAGUGCUAGUGAGCUCUCUUUAGAGAAUAGGUAGACAAAACAAAUCCUUUUCCAGAUGGAGACUAAGGACAACUGUUAUAAGUUUUCAGGCCCAAAAGCACAAACAAUGGUGGACUGAAGAGAGAAGACAAGAAGGAUGAGACUUCAUAAUCUGAAGCUAUAGUUGGACAAUUGAACCCAAUAUGCAAAUGGACAAAACUUACAAAAGUGUGAGACCUCGUGACCGGUCAUCCAUUUUGUGACCAUUUUAAGUCCACCUUGGGUGUAGCCUUGGCCAGGCUCUUGAACUGCCCAAGGUGUACCCUUAAAGGCCUUUUAAUAAAAACCUGCUUUAUUUUCUUAGCUCUGUCUAAUCUCUCUUCCAGGUCAGCCUUCUCAAGGCAUCACCAAGAGUACUUUCCAAAUGUGAUGCUAUUUCCGAAUAGGAGGAGAAUAAUAGGAAGGCAUGCAUCCUACACAGAAGAACAAAUGAAAUUGAGAGAAAAUAAGUUUCGCAUUUCUUCUUGGUUCAUCUGACUAAAAUAAAGGCACAGUUCUUCUUUAUGUGUCUGAGUAUGUGCUUUUACAGCAUCAUCAAAGGAAACACACGGGAUUCAAAAUAAUUGAGAAAAUCAAACAGCUGUGUUAGCAAAAAAAAAAAAAAAAAAAAAAAAAAAAAAAAAAAAAAAAAAAAAGGGAGAUAAUGAAAUGUGUUUUCCUUCUCAGAAUCAGAUGACCAAUAUGUUUAUAGAAGGAUCUGAAGCACAUCCAUAUUAAACGUUUUCACAUUGUGCCUGACUCUGCCAGUACACAGCCACUGGCUACCUAAACUCCAUCUGUGGGCCUUGUCUGACAGUGACCCAGUGUUAAAACAAAUAGUUUGAAGAGACAGGAAGUUUAAGCAAGCAUUCACCAGCCUGUCUCUGACAGUGGUAUUAAUAUCUUCAUGUCUUGAAUGUAAUUUAAGGAGGUGAAAACUUCAUCAUCUCUUCUCUGUUUUGGACAUCAAAAUACACCAUGUAUUUCUACCUCAGAAAAAUGAAAAGUCAGAAAUAUUUGAAGUAUAUAGGAAAGGACAAUCCAGAUUAUUUUUUAGGACCCCUAAUGACUGUCAUUAGCAAUAAUAAUUAUUAAAUAAACCUGUGGAGAAAAAAACUUUAAAAAGGAAUAUGAGAAAAAACUUGCUAAUUGUGAGACAUUUUUAGAUGUUGAAGAGUUUUGUGGGAUGUGGCAGAAACUACAUGACGUGGAACAUUUAAAAUUUGCCAAACCAAAGCAUUCAGAAACAGACAUACAAUACAAGGCAUUUUUUGUAUCGUUGGGGUUCAACUGGUUAUCUGCUCUCUAUUUCCAAAGAUCCCCUUUAGAGAAAAAAAAGAUAUUAAAUACAGUUAUGUACCAAAAAUUUCUCUUAUUUUCUUUUUCAGCACAAAUUGAAGUGAUACCAUGCAAAAUUUGUGGUGAUAAAUCCUCUGGAAUACACUAUGGAGUCAUCACAUGUGAAGGCUGCAAGGGAUUCUUUCGGAGGAGUCAGCAGAACAAUGCAUCCUACUCCUGUCCAAGACAGAGAAACUGUUUAAUUGACAGAACCAACAGAAACCGUUGCCAACACUGCCGACUGCAGAAAUGUCUUGCCCUGGGAAUGUCUCGAGAUGCUGUGAAAUUUGGAAGAAUGUCCAAAAAGCAGAGAGAUAGCUUGUAUGCUGAAGUGCAGAAGCACCAGCAGCGGCUGCAGGAGCAGCGGCAGCAGCAGAGUGGUGAGGCAGAAGCCCUCACCAGGGUUUACAGCAGCAGCAUCAGCAAUGGCUUGAACAAUCUGAAUAACGAAACCGGCAGCACCUACUCAAACGGGCACAUCAUCGAUCUGCCGAAGUCCGAGGGCUACUACAACGUGGAUUCUGCCCAGCCCUCCCCAGACCAGUCGGGGUUAGACAUGACUGGAAUCAAGCAGAUAAAGCAGGAACCUAUCUAUGACCUCACCUCUGUACCAAACUUGUUUACCUACAGCUCUUUCAACAACGGGCAAUUAGCUCCAGGGAUAUCCAUGAGUGAAAUUGACCGAAUUGCACAGAAUAUCAUUAAAUCUCAUUUGGAGACAUGUCAAUAUACAAUGGAGGAAUUACAUCAGCUAGCAUGGCAGACCCACACAUAUGAGGAAAUAAAGGUUUACCAGAGCAAGACGAGAGAAGCCCUGUGGCAGCAGUGUGCCAUUCAGAUCACCCAUGCUAUCCAGUAUGUGGUGGAGUUUGCAAAGCGCAUAACAGGCUUCAUGGAGCUCUGCCAGAAUGACCAAAUUCUCCUUCUUAAGUCAGGCUGCUUGGAAGUGGUUUUGGUGAGAAUGUGCCGUGCCUUCAACCCACUUAACAAUACUGUUCUGUUUGAAGGAAAGUAUGGAGGGAUGCAAAUGUUUAAAGCUUUGGGUUCUGAUGAUCUAGUAAAUGAAGCGUUUGACUUUGCAAAGAAUUUAUGUUCCUUACAGCUGACUGAGGAGGAGAUUGCCUUGUUUUCAUCUGCUGUUCUAAUAUCACCAGAUCGAGCCUGGUUGAUAGAGCCAAGGAAGGUUCAGAAGCUUCAGGAAAAGAUAUACUUUGCACUUCAACAUGUUAUUCAGAAGAACCACCUCGACGAGGAGACAUUGACAAAGUUAAUAGCCAAGAUACCAACAAUUACUGCACUUUGCAACUUGCACGGAGAGAAACUGCAAGUAUUUAAGCAAUCUCAUCCUGACAUAGUGAACACACUGUUUCCUCCAUUAUACAAGGAGCUUUUCAAUCCAGACUCAACCACUGGCUGCAAGUGAAGGGGAUAAUAGAAUUUUCAUGUAGUCAUGGAAUGCAUCACUAGUAAGACAAAAAGAAAUGUUUUCAUGAAGAAAUUAUUAAAAAUGUCACUACUGCAACACUAGGAAUGUCCUGCACUUAAUAGAAAUAUUUUUCACCGCUACAGUUUGAAGAAUGUAAAUAUGCAACUCUGAGUGGGGAUGUCUUUUUUCUCUUUUGUUUACUUUUUUUUUUCAUUUUUGAACUGACAAUGAAUAUACAAAUAUAGGACACUGGGUGUUACCUUUGUUUUUUUUUAAUUUACUUUUAUUGGGAGAUGUUUUGGGAGUCAAGUGUUCCUAGAAUUUUAUUGUAGAUAUACAUGAUAAUAGAGCAGUACUUUGCAGUAUUACUCUUGAUGUUCAUUAUUCAAAUAUCAUUUAAGAAAAUUCCACUUAUUAUUAUCCACUGCCUAGUUCUAUGUUUUUAGAUAGUUUAUUGCAUGUGGAAAUUUGUAGCUGUCUUGGAAAUUAUGGUGCAUAUAUGGAAGACACACACUCACAUAUAUAUAUACACAUAAAUGUAUGUAUGUAUGUAUAUAUGUAUGUAUGCAUUAUAUGCAUACAUGCUGUAACUUAAAAUCACAUGCCUACAUUUAAAGGAUGCUCAACACAGCUGUCAUGUAUUUCUUACUCUCCAAGUAAUGUAUUAGAUUUACUUUGGGCAAUCAAGAUUUGCUUUGCCAGAAUUAAAUUUUCAGCUGCCAAUGUGUAAUGACAGGAUCACUUCUGAGAUGUGUGUAAUGUAGUGCAUGUGUGCUGUGUGUAAAUCAAACAUCAGGAAUGUAUCACUGGUGCAAAAGCCUUGUCUGGAUGGUUUUAGUGAAAAGUGGGAUAGGAUUGGGGUUUUUUUUUAUUCUCUCACUGUUACAGAGAUAGAACAUAUAUAAAAGUGAACAUAGUAGGACCCGAUCUCAGUAAAGUAUCUGAAACAUGGAGGAAAAGUGUAGACAAUCCGAUAUGUACAUUUUUCUGAUUUCACAUAUGAUUUUUUUUUAUAUAUACUGCUUUGAAAAUGAGCUUCAAGUCUUGGUUUGUUUUUUGCUGAACUCAUUAGAAGGAUAGGUAGUGAGGACAGUGAAAACCUUAGCAAGCCUAAAACGUAUCUCUGAAGAGGAAGGAAAGGAGGGAAGGAGGAGGAAAGUCAACAGUGAAUGAAGUCCAUGGUUACAAAGAACAGUAUAAUUGUCACUCUUUCUGACAGUGAUCAUCCAGAUGGGACUGAUGGUUUCCAUUACACUCAUACAUCUGUUUAUGUUUUAAAUACAUGCAUAUAAGUAUGUAUAUAUCUGUAUGUAUAUAACUGUAUAUAUAUGCAUAUAUAGGAUUUAUUUUAGAUGCAUUUCAGGAGUGGAGCAAAAGACUGGAUCUUUCUUUUUAUCUAUCUCUGAAUUGAGUGUACGUGCAUUUGCUUGCAAAACCAAAGGCAAACACAGAGGGGAGUGGAAGGCUACCAUGGACUUAAUCUUGUGGAUUAAUUAAGUUUAAUCAGCAGUCAUUAUUAAUGUAUCUGCAUUCUGCCAGUACUACAAAAUAUAGAUGUUUUAGCUGUGAAAGAGGGAUUCAGUUUCUGCUACAUCUCUCUUUACCACCACUUUUACCCAUUGUGAAUUUUUGAGAGCAGUCUCCUCCUGGGAUGCCAGCAGAAGGCAUAGAGCAGAAAUAAGAAGAUGCAGGCAAUAGAGAAGAAAGGAAGUGAAGGCAGGAUCACAAGCAGAUGUGUUUCUUUAUUUCAAACCACACAGAAGCCAGUGCAAUCUGAGGCAAGGCAAGGGGAAGCACAAAGGACUUGCCCAUUUGCCAGGCUCAUGGAGAGGCAGUGUCACAGGGAGCCCACAGGGACACAGGUGGGCCCUAGGGUGAGUGAAGAAGAUCAGUCUGUUGUAGUGAUAGUUUAAUGCCUUGUGCAGCUCUCAAGAUUCUCUUUUCUGCAUGAGCAGAUAAUUCACAGUCUACUUCAAGUACUUUGUGGAGCUCUCCCUUGCCUUCAUAGGUCAGUUUGCAAGUUUGCAUAUGCAUUUUGUGGCAGUAUUGAGUCUAGAGAAUAUCACAAUUUGUUUGUUCUAUUUUAGGAAUGUCAGAACAGGUACAAGAGUAGUUAAAACUGUCAGCUAAUAAAUGUUUCUGUGCAGGUCCAUUACAACUUAGAAAAAAAACCAAGAAAAAUCUGUCCAGCAAAUUUAGUUGUGAGAAUUUUGUUGCAAAUGUGCUAUACUCGUCAAAACUGCUACAGAACAGCAAUUACUAAAGUUACCUUUAUUAUUCCAAAUUCAGAGCACAUUUCUCUACUGCUUACAUUAAAAUGUCUUCAAUUAAUAUAAUAAAGCAACGCUCUUGAUGCUUCUUUAUACCACUUAACUGGAAGACUGACAUUCCUUUAUAAGGUGAUUUACCUGUUUGCAGCCCUUCUUGUAUGGCAAAUGCACGAAAAGGAUCCCAAAUUUCAAGUAUAUCAAAACUUAAUAUCUACAUACUCUUUAUCUAGAUUCAUUGGAGAAAAAACCAAGUCAUGCCGAACUCUAGAUGUGAUCAGUUUUAGUUUCAGGGUAUUCGUGUUUUCAUUGAUUUCCCAACACAGGAACACACACAUACUGUUUGAAAUAUUUUAUAAAUUCAUUUUCAGUAUAUCAAAAGUAUAUAUUUAUCCAACUCAUAGAAGUAUAGAAUAAGUGAUAAAUACUACUGUUCAUAGUGCUGCUUAAUAAAGAGGUUUGUCAUGUUUAUAAAUCGUCCUUCACAAUUGUGUGUUACAUGUUGAAAAUGUUGUUUUCUUCUCAAAUAAGCUAAUCACUCCUUGGGAUUUUUGAAUUACCUCUCAGGCAAGGUAUCUAAAUGGAGGUCACCAUUGAAAAAGACACUAAUCAUUAUCUGCAGGGCCUUUAAUCCUUAAAGCACUAUUCUUAUAUCUACAAUGUCAUGACCUUUCCAAUCAGUAAUGAUUGUGGCCACAAUUUAAAGAGGUGGAAAUUAAAGAAAAAAGGUUAAAUGACUUGUCAGAGACCACAAAGGUAGAAAUAUCCAGUUUAGAAAUAAAAGUGGAUUCUUUAGGCUUUUGUCCUAGAACUUCUAGUACUCCGGCAUACAAUAUCUUUGUUGUCGUGGAUAGGCAAUAACUUCUACUAAGAAUUCCAAAUAUGGCCAAACACAUUUUCGUAACUAUUAGUACAGGAUUUGAGCAAAUAGUGUAGUUGUUUAUUUGGAAAAUGAAAAUUCAUUUUCAAACAUUAUUUAUUUAUGGGACUGGACUGGGGUAACUGCAAUUAGAUUUUAUUUAAUUUUCUGUCAUUUUUGGCUUGGCCACAUAAGUAUAGUACCUCUUUUGCCGUUUAUUGACUGAGCACAGAAUAACAUAUAAUGAUCACCUGCCACGACCUGGAUUUUUGUGUUUGGUUUUUCUGACAUAGUCACUUGCACUCAAAAUUUCAAAUUCUUGAUAUUGGAUUUCACAUAUUCAAGUUAUCCAUGGGCUUUCAGGGAUAAAAUAGCGUGAAUUUUAGUAACUAACUUCAUAAUUUACCAUAUUAGUUUUUCAUUUUAGUUUGUUUUUGCUUUCAGUAGUCCACGGUAGAAUCUGAUGUAUUUCAAGUGUCUAAAACUAGAAUUUGUGACAUCUUCUUUCUGUAGUAACUGGAUAUGUUUGUUGAUAUUUUUAGUGACAAGCUUUUCAAAUGAGACAUGGUUUUUAAUGUUUGAUUAACCUGGGACCUGUAACAAAAGGAUAUUUAAAGCAUAUAUUUAAAGCAUGUAUUGAAUCUACUACUUCCAGCAUUGCUUUCCAGUAUUUCAACUAUACUAUGCUAAAUUAUCCUUGGCAUUGAGGAAGCAGAUGUACAGUGUUCAUUAUACUACCACAAAGACUUUAUUUUGCUGUAAAUAUCACUCCUGCCUGCUCUUUUUAUAAAGAAUUAAUUCCAAGAUUCAUAUUUCCUUCUAAAGGAAAUUGCUAGAAAAGAAACAUGGUAGUAGCAGGCACCUCAGUUGAGGUUGCUUUGUUUCCAAAAGCAGCAUGUGGUUUUUGAUUGGCUUGUGACCGACAGAAUUAAGGAAUUGAUUCUGCAAGUUCUCAGACACUUCUCUCUAACUAGAGUUACUAAAAAUUUGGGCAUUACAGCAAAGAAGAUGCUGAACCAAUCAUAAGAUUGGAGGCCCUUGACAUUAAGAGGUCCCUCUUGAGCUUUGUUGAGCAGAAGGCAGAUGUUACUCUCAUAAAUGCUUUCACUUCAUACUCUGUGUUGCUCAUUUCAGCCCAGUUUCACAGGGGUCAGUUUAUUUUCAUGUUGCACCUUGGGCACCAGUGCUGUUUCAAUACCUGUGCCAGGUUAUGGUGCUGAGGUGGAGCAGCUACCAGACCUGCCCUCGAAGAUGGGCUUUGGUAUGUGAUUUUCUUUGUUCAAUUUCAUGGUGGCAGCUGGCACAGGGGGUGUGCUUCCCUUUGGGACAGCACAGUUUGCAGGAUUUUUGAUGUAACAACUUCUACACAAAGAGGAUGCAAAGCUGCUCCUGUGUGCUAGCCUCUUGGCCUCCCACCAUCAGGCUGCACAAGCUUCUCUAAGAUUGCAGCAGUCUCACAAAUUGGUCAGGCAGCUUAGUUAGAGAUGUGCAGCUGAUGACUCCUUUCCCUGUUGACUUUUCUACCCUUCUGAAACUGUGCUUCCACAUCAUUUGAAAGAUGUUCAGGCUCCCUCCUGAGUCUGCAUUGAUUGUGCUGUUUCCAGAAGAGCUAAGGUCCAGCCUGGAAGCUGGUUCCUAUUAUCAGUCAUUGUCUUUUGUUCAUCCCAGGAGUAUAGCACAUAAGAUCAAACAGAAACACGGAAGAUUUCUGGGUUUUGUCCAGUUCAUGAUGUCUAAGGAUGUAUGAAAUGGAACCCUGAGACACAACAGCUUGCUUUUUCCUGGCUGUAAAAUAAUAAUGUAUUUACACCUACCAGCCUGUCCCAGCACCUUCUGCCUCCACUCUAGAAAUGAAAUCCUGUCUCUGACAUACAUUAGGAACAGUGUGCUGGAGGCCCGAUCCUCUUCUUUGCUCUUUGAGUUUCAUGCUUCGUAAAUGACAAUCACUGCUUGAUGCAAACAUUGCACUCUAUGCCACUCAGGGAUGUUUCAUUACUAAAAAUAACAUUACAAAUACAACAGUGAUAAUACAGAAGAGAAUGUUAGAGGCUUUGAAGGGCAUGGGUUGAGCUGCCCAACUGAACAUGACCCAGACAAGGCUUUCAAGCCGAUGAUUAGAAAUAACAUUGGUAUAAACUGAAUUCACUGUCAGCAUUUCGCCAGCUUGAUCUGUCAGAUUUUGCCUGUUAUUUCACAGUCAGCAGAGUCCUGCUGACCCAUCAGCUCAUAAUGUUAAGGUCCUUUUGGGAACAAAAUGCAAGCAAGCUUUGUAUGAAUUACUGAAUUUAGACAACUGACAAAGUUUCAAAGUACUCAAAUUUAUGUACCAUUAAUGUGAGGUCAUAUUCAGACUUGCUGCAGGCAAGUAAGGGGAAAGGUUAAGACAUGGAAUAAGUGAUAGUCAGCAAUUACAAGAGCACCAAGCUAGGACAUGGAGAAGGACUGUGAAGAACAAGUAGACAUGAGCAAGUGGCUAAUAGCUACCAUUUUCUCUCAGGGAUGCACAAAAUCAUAGCUAGCCCACGACUCUGUAGCAAUACUUCUCUGUGGUAUGAUUAGUCCCUUUCUCACAUCAAGAAAACAUUACCCCAUUUUAUACUGUGCUAGUGAAAAGUACUCCCACUUCCUAGAGUUUUGAAAUGUGCUUAUCCCUAGCUUUACAUCAUGGAUUUUCUAUCAUUACAAGAACACACACAGAAGGAUAAAUUGCGGUGGAUUAUAUUGCCAGUCAUUCAGUUAAUUCCAUGUCUUCAGCCAUGAGGUUUUCCUCAGCUCUGAAUAUGAUCAUUGCUCUUGUUAUCACAGUUAGUAUGUAUGGGUUUUGACUCCCUCAAUCCUCUGAACUCUCUCCACCUAGAAGACUGAUGGACAGCUUCAGGAGGUGGAGAGACCAGCAUCCCUAUGCAUCAGGAUUUUCAUCAUCAUAUUCUUCACCAACCAUCCCAUUGCAAUUUUUAUUUUAAUCCUUCAGGUUGCUAGGAACAAUGUCCAAGUGACUGAAGUUCUUGUUAGCAUGAUAGUAUCCCAUUUAAAAAUUCAGUCUUAUGGUCAGAGGAUCUUGCCUCUCUUUCCUUUUCCUUUUACUCCAAGCUCCUAGUGAAUGAAGCUUGGAGUGGUAAAAAUUACUCAUCUUCAUUCUUUCUGAGAGAGUUGAUCUGUACUUGCAACCUGCAAGGGAGGUUCCACCCAGAUGGCAGGAAGCUAGCUCCUCCUCAGACUUUCACUUAGCUGUGUUGUCCCCAUGCAUUGUCCCUGCAUGCAUUGUCCCUGCAUCUGUUGUCCCUGCGUGACUCCGUGACAAGGAGCCCAACACUUCAGUCAGUUAUCACCCCAGAAGUUGUUUGCAGCUCUAAAAGCCACUUGUGUAUGCAGUCUGCAGACAAGGGUCACUGUGGAAAGAGGAGGCCUAAAGCUUCCAGAGUGGUAGCUCACAGAUCAGCAACUCUCCUAAAAAGGCAGGCUGAACAUCCAGUGGCGGCUGUGUGUGUGCCCUCUAGAUGAUCCUUGCAUUGCAUUUCUGUUGGGAGGAUAAGGCAAUGAACACGGUGCUCUGGGAAAGCAGAGGUAUUUCCUGGGUGUUACUGCAGGCAGCGAGGAUAACACUGCUCACAGUGAGUUCAGUAACAUGAUGUACUACAUUUGCAUAAUUUCAUCAUCCUCACAAUUCAAGCACAGCACAUAGGGAAAGUGAAAGAAAACAGCAUUGGUUAUAGCAGCAAUAAGUAAAUUGUAAGUGUUUCUUUGUAACUGUACUUGCAGAAAUUGUUUGCUUUGCACGUGGUCUUCUGUACAAUAACAUAAAGAAAAAAUUCAACUAAUGUAGAUAUCACAGUGAUUUUGCAUUUUUUUGAUUCUUUUGGAUAUAGCUGCUAAUUUAUGAAUGAAGAUACUGCUGUUGAGAAAAUUUUUUUGUGCUUCAAGAAAAUGCUGAGGUCCUUGCUUGUGACUAUACAUUGACAGCAGUAAUGUAUGUUCAACAUAAGACUGUCUGGAGAGAAUUUUAAAAAGUGGCUCCUAGUUUUCAGUAUUGGGAACACACUGGCCCUUAUUUGGGCAACAGGAAUACAACUGCAUUGAACCACAAGCAGGAGCAGAUGGUUAACCACCAAGAACAGAAAAGGACAGGCUUUACCUUGACAACUGUUUCAGAUAAAACCAGCUUAUUUUAAAAAAUAAAAAAAAAAAUUAAAAAAGCACUUAUAUUUGUCUUGAUUAGACACGCAGCUUAAUAAGUCAAAGUAACUACAUUAGGCUGUUGACUAUGGGGAUUCAGAUUCAGAUGCACUACAUUUGUGGUUUUUUUAAUGUGUCACUUCAAUGUCAGAAUCAGGCAAAAAAGGUGUUUUGUUGUUAGUAAAAAAAGCUAAUAAUCAUUUAACCCUACGGAGUGUGGACCACACAUUCUCGUGCAGUAUAUGGGGAUUUAUUCGUGCACUUAUUUUUAAAAUGCCACUGAGUAGCAUAGCCAGUGAACUAGCCAUGAUAGUCUUUGCCUCUUGUGUGACUGCCAUGUGACCUCUAGUACACUUUGGAGAGCGGCUCUGUGAUUGUACUUGUGGCAACAAAUAAAGCACAACGGAACUCUAAGCUGUUGUCAACAGUCAGCUAAAUCAGAUACACUGGGUAUUUUGAAAUUUAUGUUAAUUGCUAUGAGAUAAUUCCCAUGUUAAACUAAUUACUUCAGUUGUAAGGAAUGGACAAUAUAAAGAAUAUAGGAAUCGUAAUAGCAACAAAAUCCCUUAUUUUACAGCUGCACUCUCUGCCUCAUUUGAUUAACACUAAAGAAGUUACUUAAAAACUAAACAAACAAAACAAGAAGAAAGAAACCUGAGUAUGUAUUGUAGAAAUGUAGAAGAAAAAUAAAAUAUUUUUUCAUAUGUAAUUACUUUUAAUAUAUGCUUGUGGAAGAUCCAAUACUAUGUAUGCUGUCUGUAAUUUUUGCUGUAAAUAACUUGGGACAGUGAAUACACUGAUUUUUUCUAUGUCUCUGUUUAAACAUAAGACUUUGUAAUGUUGGGUUUUUUUAAAGAGGAAAAACAUCGAAGAGCAAAUUAUGUACUUGCUUCCUGUAAGUGUAAUGUACUCUUCAGUUUUUAUGGAAACUGAUUGUAAUAGAUCAACCAGCCGUUGAUAUUUAGUGUAUGCUUCUGUUCGUAAUUGGGAAAAAAAAUGUGGGAUUGUCCAUGAAACGUGAUCCCAGCAAGUCUGUUCAGUGAGUAUUAUAAUAAUUCCUGCGGACUGCAUUUGUCUGAUUUGAAGAAAAGUUGUUCAAGCAAAUAAUGCUUCCUUAUAGCAUAUGACUUUUAUGAAUCCUUCUGACAUGACUUAUAUUAAUAGAAACGUUUCUCUCUUUCCAAUGAGCAAAAUAUUUUUGUAUGCCUUUAAUUUCCUACUCAGAUUUGAGGUCAGGUCACACAUUAGCUGUAAUCUGAAGCCAUAAUUGAUCUUCACCAAAUGCACGUUUUAAAGAUGAUAAUGGAAACAAGAAACUAUGUCCAGUUUAUCAACAGCUGUAAUGUAGUACAAGCAGGAGCAUAAAUAAUGAGCAAAGUAUUUAGAUGCUUUUCUGGCAUCCAAAUGUGACUUAAAUGGCUAGUAUUUUGUGAUUACCAAUUUAUAAAAAAAUAAAAACAUAAUUAAGAUAGAUAUUUAGAUUUAAAUGAAGCUUUCUAAUAUUUUUGAAAUAUCCCUGAAAAUGCUUUUAGGAUUAUGAGAAGAAAUGAUUUUUCAUAUACUUCCCACUUUCAAAUAUCUAAUGUUUUUAUCCUAUUUCUGGUUCAUUUUGUUAGAGUGAAAUGAGAUGUUAAGACCCAGGAUCCAAGCCCUGAGCUAUUUGGUGCUUGGCUGUAGUUAUAUUGUUGUAAAUCAAUUUAAUUUGAUUUUUAGAGGUGUGUUGGGUUUUUUUGGUAAGCAUGUUUACCAGUGUUGGUAACACACAAGAGUUGAAUUGCCUGUCAAGAAGUAUGAUAAUAAACAAUCUAAUAAAAUAUUGAGUAACAUUCAAAAUUAAUCACUCUCAAAAGACAAAUAAACGUUCCUUUCUAAAAUCAAAUGCCUCAUAGAGUCAACAGUGAUUUUUUUUAAUUAGCUUAAUUGUGUGAUAACUGUGAUGUAUCUUAACUGGCUUGUAGAUUCAAAAAGCAGAACUGCAAAUGAAUCAUGACGUACUGGGUAAAAAUGUGGCUCCAUUGAAACCAGCAGGAAUACCUUCACUGAUUUCAACAGUGCCAGGAGUUCAUCCAGCAUUUUUAUAUCCGCAAUUCUCUUCUGAUCUUUCUCCCUUGUUUAAUGUAAUUGACCUAAUUUAUGUGUAUGUGAGUCAAAAGACAGACUGAUUCAUUUAGAAAGUGACCGUUGAGGGGUUUUUUAUCAUGAAUUUUGUAGGACCAGCAUCCUUGUCAAAUGAAAAGGUUCUAUAUUACUUUAGAAUGUAAUAGAUCUUUGUCUUAUUUUAUGACCUGUAAAUUAUUAGUUAGACACUGUUAGCAUUUCAUAAUAAUGCACACAUGAUUUUUGAAUGUUUUCUGUAAAUGACAAUCAAUGUUGAUGAAGUUCCUUUCUUUAAUGCGAAAUUAAAAAAAAAACCUGUA
Prinia subflava (tawny-flanked prinia) is the source of this 12682-nucleotide messenger RNA. It is a transcript of the gene RORB, whose product is annotated as RAR related orphan receptor B. The coding region runs from base 1389 to 2963 and encodes 524 amino acids. Gene Ontology annotation, cellular component: nucleus. The record is from RefSeq and is a predicted model, not a curated record. Gene Ontology annotation, molecular function: nuclear receptor activity; RNA polymerase II cis-regulatory region sequence-specific DNA binding; zinc ion binding. The transcript has 9 exons. Gene Ontology annotation, biological process: regulation of transcription by RNA polymerase II. Lineage: Eukaryota; Metazoa; Chordata; Aves; Passeriformes; Cisticolidae.